Condylostylus longicornis is the source of this 2796-nucleotide messenger RNA. RefSeq names its product Krueppel-like factor 6. NCBI's taxonomy places the organism in Eukaryota, Metazoa, Arthropoda, Insecta, Diptera, Dolichopodidae. The record is from RefSeq and is a predicted model, not a curated record. The transcript is spliced from 5 exons. Gene Ontology annotation, molecular function: DNA-binding transcription factor activity, RNA polymerase II-specific; RNA polymerase II cis-regulatory region sequence-specific DNA binding. Gene Ontology annotation, biological process: regulation of transcription by RNA polymerase II. The coding region runs from base 1035 to 2234 and encodes 399 amino acids.
AUUUGAUUGGAAACGAAAAGUUUUUGAAUUUUUUUAUAUAUUUUUAUAUUAUAAUCGGAGUUUAUUGAAAUUUUUAAAAUAAAUUAUAGUUGUGAGAUAAGUGUGCACAAUGAGAAUAAAAGUAAAAAUUUCAUUAAAAAUUAUAUCAAAUCAUUGAUAAUGAAAUCAAAAAUGUAAGAUAAUAACAUUUUGUACUUUCGGGUACAUAAUAGACAAACUAUUCUGCCCUAUGAUUAAACAACAACGUUAGGAAAUGCAAAUUCCUAAAACUUACAUACAUACAACAUAUAGAAGUGUAAAAUCCGAAGGCAUCGAAAUGAAAAGCAAGCUCAGUUGAAUAAAUUUUUGUAUAUGUUAAACUUGCAAAAGUAAUUACAUAUUUUAAACUAAAUUGCAGAGUCAAAGUGGUCGCAGUUUGGCUGGUGUAGUUUAAUGUCAGUGUUUGCCGGUUUUUAAGUUUACAUAUUAGAAAUAUGUAGGUGUUCCUUAACAAUAGAUUUUGGUAUCUCUAUUUGACUAUCACACGUAUCAAUAAUGCAAGUGGAUAAAUUGUAUACCAGUCAUAUCAUUAAAUAUAGUAAAGUUAUCUAUUACACAAUUGAGCUAUAGUUAAUAAGUUGUCAUCUUAAAUUCCGAUUGUAAAAUUUUGCGCAAAUUUAAAUAUGAUAUAUAUAAAUUUACACGCAUUAGAAAGUUAUCCAAAAUAUACAUUCCAAAAUACUUUAGUAUCUAAAUUGUGCAAAUGUAAACAAUAAAAAAUUCUUCCAUAUAAUUUUCAAAACCAUAACUGUGCGGUGAUAAAUUUAAUGUAUUAAAAGAAUCAUGUAUGUACAUAUAUUAUUCUUACUAUAGUUUUUGCAUUUUUGAAAUCAAAUCUUUAAAAAAUAUUUUUAUGCAAAAUAGCAAUAUUUUUAUACAUUAUUAAAAAAAAGUGUUUUCUAAUUUUUUUAUUAUACAAAAAAAUUAUACUUUGAAAAAUUCAUUCCAAAAAGUAUUUUUGGAUAAUUGUGGUUAAAACAAAUAUUUUCUGUAAAAUGGAUGUGCUUCCCAGUGGAUAUAUAUUUCGCGAAUUACAGGAUAUUUGUAAUACUGGUUAUUUUUCAUCCCAAGCAUCUAUUGAAGACCAAUGGCAUCAGACGUGUUACGAGCUUGAACGUUAUUUGCGUGAUGAGCCUAAACUUCAAUCAUACAAAAAGCUUCAUUCCGAAUAUGACACUUGGGAUCUUUUCACUUCGUCUGCACGAUUUUUUAAAGAAAUUAAUAUUUCAGACCAGAAUAAAAACAGUCUUUCGACAACUUCUUAUGAAAGCGCAGAUUCCUUUUCGAUAAAUAAGGGUGAUGGAUUUAUAAAUACCAACACUUUUGAUAAGGUCUUUAAUACAUCAUCGCCAAUCAAAAAGGACUCUACGUUGAAAUUCGCACAAUUAUCUUAUGACUCGGGAUUCACUUUGAUAUCAACCCCUAUAAAGGCAGAAUUUUUUGAUUCUUUAAACUACAUGGAUAAUAGUUACACGUACAAAGCAAAAAACAUAAAAAUCAAUAAAAUAAUGCUUCAAACUUUAACACCACCUUCCUCUCCGGAAUCGGUGAGAACAAGUAACUCUGCAAAUACCACAGAUUCACAUGAAAUUGGUAGAGAAAAAAAAAAUAAACUCGCAAAAAUUACAACUAAUAUGGCGGGUCAAUCAAAUCAAAAACAGGUUUUAUUUACAGCCGCGGAGAAAUUUUCGCAAAAUAGUCAACCACCGAAAAGUAAUAUGAAAAAGUUUAACGUGCAGAGUAAAGAUUAUCCAGAAAAAAAAAUUCGCCACGAUGGGUGCAUUACUUUCACAAGAGUAAUACAGAUACAAGAACAAAAGCUGCAACCCUCAGAAAUGUACACAGAACACAAUCCAAAAAUACAUGCAUCAGAACUUAAACUCAUAGCAACGAAACUUCAGCAACAGUAUGAUCCAAAUUUAGAUGCAAAAAGAAGAAUUCAUAAAUGUCAAUUUUUGGGUUGUAAGAAAGUUUACACAAAAAGUUCUCAUUUGAAAGCUCACCAACGAACUCAUACAGGUGAAAAGCCGUAUAAAUGCUCCUGGGACGGAUGUGUAUGGCGAUUUGCCCGAAGUGAUGAGCUGACCAGACAUUAUCGAAAGCAUACGGGUGCUAAGCCGUUCAAAUGCCACAAUUGUGACAGGUGUUUUUCACGCUCAGAUCAUUUGGCUUUACACAUGAAACGACAUAACUAAUUUCAAAAGCAUUAAUAUAAUAGUCAGCAAAUAUUCAAGCUGUGCCAUGGAUGGCUCUAAUAAUGACAUCUUACAAUUAGAAAAUUUUUAUUCUCAAAAAUAUUUAUAUAAAAAUUUGCAUCUAAUGCUUUUUCAGUCAAUUUAUUUUUGAAUAGUUGUUAUAAAUGUUUUAUUUUAUUUAGUUUUUUUUUUAAUUGUUUUAAAUUCUGAUUAUUUUGCAAACUAUUUCUUGCAAAGUGCUUAGUUAAAAUAAUCGUUGCUUCCUGUUAAAAUAAUAUUUUAUGACAAUAUUAAAUUUUUUAUAAUAUUUCAAUUUUAUAACCUAUAAAACUGUGCAUCACGUGAAUGUACAAAACCUCACCAAAGUUAUAUGUUUAAAUGAAAGUCUAUGAGAAUAAUGAUAAGGAAAGCCUAAUAAUUUUUUUAAGCUUAUGUUUUUGUUACCAUAUUUUUAAAUAAUACUUUAAUAUGCGUAUUUGCAAAAACAUACAUAGAUUUAACAUAAAAUAUUUUUCAAAGAAUGUUAAUUAUAAAAACCAUAUGGUGUACAUUUUAUAUUAAU